Messenger RNA from Cutaneotrichosporon oleaginosum, 2307 nucleotides. RefSeq lists its product as uncharacterized. The record is from RefSeq and is a predicted model, not a curated record. Gene Ontology annotation, molecular function: protein binding; mRNA binding. Gene Ontology annotation, cellular component: nucleus. Lineage: Eukaryota; Fungi; Basidiomycota; Tremellomycetes; Trichosporonales; Trichosporonaceae. Gene Ontology annotation, biological process: mRNA 3'-end processing.
AUGCCCGCCGAUGGCGAGUACGUGCCCGCCGAUGACGCAGAGACACACGACGCGCCCGGCCCCGAGAGCUACGACCCUUCCGUCCCCGCUCCCGGUGACUAUGAUGGGGAAGGGGACUACGACCCAUCGCGUCCCGCCGAAGGAGACUACGCGCCAGAAGACCCGGCGUACGACCCCUCCCGGCCUGCGGACGGAGAGUACGAGCAGCCUGAAGAAGGGCCGUACGACCCCUCGGGCCCCGCUGGCGGGGACUAUGCUUCAGCGCCUGCCGAGGAGGAAGGCGUGGUCGAGGGAGGGUACGAUGCGACCGCGCCAGAGGAGGGAUACGACGCGCCGCGCGAAGAUUCCGCACCGGCCAACGGCACGCCUGCGCCCGACGAGAUUCCCGCCGACACGGGCGCCGAGCCCAAAGUCCCCCUGCCCGAGGGCCUCACGGACGACUCGCCCAGUGUGGCACACAACUACGACCUUGUGCGGCAGUGGCGCCACGACCCCUCUGAUCAGGCACUCUUGUUGUGGCUGUUCAACUGGGCCGUCGACAGAUCAGAGGCUGCGGAUGCGCGUGCAUGGUACGCCGCGCUCGCUGUUGACAAUCCCACGGCCUCUGGGCCCAUGCUUGCGCUCAUAAAUCUCGAGCUGUCCUUGUCCAACUUCAAGGAAGUCGAGGAUCUCUUUUCAAAGGCCCUGAGCAGUGCAGACACACUCAAGGCUGCAGCUGACAUCAACAUAUGGAAGGCUUACCUCCACUACAUCCGGCGGCAGAACCCGACCGACGGGGCCGACGCCGAGGCUGCACGCACGACUGUUACGCAGGCGUACGAGUAUGCGCUCAAAGAGUGUGGGGUGGACCGCGAGAGCGGCGAGAUUUGGCAGGAGUACAUCACGUAUUUGGGCGAGAAUAAGACGCGCAAUCCCUGGGAGCAGCAGCAGAUUUCAGACAACAUCCGCAAGAUCUACCAGCGCGCGGUCGCGAUCCCGCUCAACAACGUCGAGGCAUUGUGGAAGAACUAUGACGCGUUCGAGAGCGCGCAGAGCAAGGUCGCUGCCAAGAAGUACCUUGCCGACCGCUCGCCCGCAUACAUGACGGCACGUACCGCGCUGCGCGAGUGCCGGCAGCACACCGACUCGCUGCCGCGGCCUGAGCUCCCCCCGUUCCCCAACUUUAGUGACGGCGAGCGCCGCGUCGUCGGUGCCUGGCGUAACUACAUCAAGUGGGAGGAGGGCAACCCGCUGCAGAGCGACGACGCGAGCCUCGUCGUGCAGCGCACCGAUUAUGCGCUGCACAAGUGCAUGGCACAGAUGCGCCACUUCCCCGAGCUGUGGCACUAUGCCGCGACAUACCACCUGAACGCCGGGCGGGCGGACGAGGGUGCGGCGUACCUCCGGGCCGGCGUCGCCGCGUGCCCCAAGAGCUUCCUCCUCUCCUUUGCCCUCGCUGAGCUUGAGGAAGACCGCAAGAACCAUGCCGAGUGCCACAAGAUCUUCGAGGCGCUCAUCUCGAGCGUCAACGCCGAGGUUGAUGAGCUGCAGGCGAGCGUUGCGGCCGAGGUGGAGCGCGCGCGUGGACCCGAGAUUCCAGCGCAGCCAGGGGAGAUGGACGGCGAGGAGAGCGACAUUGCGCGUAUGGUGCGCGAGCGCGACGAGCGCGGCAAGCGUGUCCAGGAACGGCGUGGGCGCGACAUUGACGCGGCCCGGACCGCCGCGGGCACCGCAUGGGUCAUGUACAUGCGUUUCGCGCGGCGCUCCGAGGGCCUCAAGGCUGCGCGUCUAGUCUUCGGCAAGGCGCGCAAGUCGCCCCACAUCACGUGGCACGUGUUCCAGGCUAGCGCACUCAUGGAGUACUACAGCAACAAGGACUCGUCUGUCGCCGUGCGCAUCUUCGAGCUCGGCGUGCGCCAGUUCUCCGACGAAGUCCCCUUCGUCAUCGGCUACCUCGAGUUCCUGCUGAGCAUCAACGAUGACACGAACGCGCGCGCGCUCUUCGAGCGCUCCGCACUCAAAAUCCCGCCCGCGCAAGCCCGCCCGCUCUGGGAGACCUGGGCCCGCUUCGAAUACAUGCACGGCGACCUGGCGGCCGUGCACAAGCUCGAGGCGCGCUGGGCGACCGCCUUCCCCUCCGACUCGCCGCUCAAGCGCUUCGCGCAGCGCCACACCUAUGCGGGCGUCGACGAGAUCGCGCUGCGCGACCUGGGCCUGCGCGCGCGCCAAGCCGGAGCGCCCGCCCUGGCUGCGCCAGCACGCACCGCCGCCCCCGUCCCGCCCGCUGCGCCCCGCCGCCCCCUGCCCCCACACAUGGCCCGCCCCCCC